Messenger RNA from Drosophila nasuta, 10482 nucleotides. RefSeq names its product R3H domain containing protein encore (gene enc). Lineage: Eukaryota; Metazoa; Arthropoda; Insecta; Diptera; Drosophilidae. The coding region runs from base 1122 to 7262 and encodes 2046 amino acids. The transcript is spliced from 12 exons. Gene Ontology annotation, molecular function: nucleic acid binding. The record is from RefSeq and is a predicted model, not a curated record.
CAAAAUGUGUGCCACAUACAACAAAUCAAAGAAAUUCUCACAUAACCUGAACUCCAUAGACAACAGAAAGUGAAGAACGCAAGAAAAUAAAAUAAAAAUAUAAAUAACAAAACAACUGAAGCAGAAGUGGAAGCAAAAGAGCAGAAGCUGAAUACGGAGAAGAAUCAUAACCAAAAGAAAAGCUUUAACUUAAAUAUUUUUUAAGUAUACAACUAUACAUAAAUAUAAACAAAAAAGAAAAAAGAGAAGAAAUCUUAGCUGUAAGCUAAAUAAGUACGUACAUAAACUUAACUUAAACUUAAAUACUUAAAAUAAUUGAGAACUAUCGCAAGUGCAGAGACCAACCAAAUAUAUAAACCUAAUGGCAGUUUGUGAUUCUCGGUGAUAUGGUGUAAAUGUGAUAAACGAUGUUAUAAAAGUUUUAAAUGCAAUUACAACAAUAAUAAUUAAACCAAUAACGACAACAACAACCGCAACAACAACAACAACAAACGCUAAAUUCUUAGCGAAUUGUGUUUUCGACUCUACGUUUUUUCAUUUCGCAACAUUUUUUUAAAAACAAAAACCAAAAGCAAAAAAGUAUAAAACAAACAACAAUAAUAACUAUAUACCUAUACUAUAUACACCCAUAUAUAUACAUACAUAUAUAUAUAUCUAAACUUAACUAAACUAAGCCUUGUCUCUAUAAGUCUAUUAAAUAAUACUUAAUACUACAAAUAUAUAACUAAAUUAAGUCGCACAAAAACCAAAUAAAUUACAAAACAAAACAAAUAUAAUCCCGUGGAGUAGCAGCUGAAAAAGGCGUAGUGAUUUUUUAAUAUUCUAUCAACUGCACUGCCGGCAUAUUUUUGACAAUAUAUGAUUUUAAUCUAACAAACAAAAAACCAAAAAAAAGAACAAGCCCAAAAUACCAGAAUACAUACGUACAAAGAUUAUAAACUAAACUAAAAACAAAAAACAAAACGAAACUUUAAUCGUAUGCAAAGAUUCUUAUGAAACAAGCAAACCAAAAAGACAACUAACUACAGCAGAAAAAACAACAACCAGAAACUGGAGCGACAAACAAAAUGCAAUAGUUAUUCUCACUCGCAAAAAAAGUACAUUUUACAUAAACUGUGAUUAUGAGUUCCACAAAAUCUCAAGUAGCCCUUGCUACAAAUAUUCCAACCAACUUAGCCUCCGCCUCCGCCUCAGCCACCUCCACUGCGGCCGCCGCCGUUGUUGUUGUCGCCGCCGUUGCCUCAAAUAACAGUACGACGUCACCAGCAACAGGAGCAGCAGCAGCAGCAGCAACAUCAGCAGCAGCACCAACAGCAGCCGCAGCAGCCACUACAACAACAACUGCAACUGCAGGACAGGCAGUGACGUCAUCGACAACAGCAGUCGCAACAACUGCAACAACCGUGUCAACAAUAACAACACAAACAACAGCCAGCAACAACAACAACAACAACAGCAACUGCAGCAACAGCAGCAGCAACGAGGACACAUCUUCCGCAUCGAAUUUGGGGCGUCAGAAUAGUUUUGGCAAUAGACGCGGCAACAUGAAGGGCAAACAUCUCACACGCAGUCAUGCCAUGCGCGAGUCGACAUCGCCGCCACGCACGCCAACGCCUCGAGCUGCCUCCGAGCAACAGCAACAGCAGCAGCAACAGCAACACCCCAGCGAUGCCCACGAACACAACAACAAUAAUAACAACAACAACAACAACAGCAAUGCCAUACUAAAUAAUAAUAAUAGCAAUACAAAUACCAAUAGCAAAGCACAAUCAACUGGACGCGGCAAUUCGCCGCUCAUGGAAACGCCUGCUGUGAUUGUUACUAGUCAACAGCAGCAGCAGCAACAACAGCAACAGCAGCAGCAGCCGUUGAAUGUGCCGCUGCGAGAUGAGCAAGAGUUUCCCAAGUUGUCGCCGCCAAAGAAAUCUGGAGCUGGUCAACAUAAUCGCACCAAUAGCAACGGCAGCUCUGGCAUCGAAUACAACAACAACAACAACGGCAGCAACGGUGGCAACAGCAACAACAACAAUGGCAAAAAAUAUGUGGUGGAUCUAAAAGCCAAUGGACUCGACAAGCAUCACAACAACAACAACAACAACAGUGGCAGCAACAACAACUCUGGUGCAGUGCUCUACAACUCGGGCAUGAAUUACAAGGCAGCUGAGCGACAUGAACGCCACGAACGUCACGAGAUGUCCAGCCAGAAUAGCAAUCUCAGCAACAGCAACCACGAAGAGGAGCAGUAUCACUAUGAGCGUUCAGCUGGCGGUGGCGGUGGCAAAAAGCAUCGUGCCAACACCAAUUCCAAGGGCUCUAAGCCACGCUUGAAGAAUCUUACCGGCAGCUCUUCGGGCAGCAUUGAUGGCGGCGGAAGUGUUGGCGGUGGCGGUGGCAAUGGUGGUGCUGGUCCUGGUGGCGGUGCUUCGGGCGUUAAUAAUUGCAACAACAAUUCACAGACGCUCAACUCGAACAAUUCGAGCAACAACACAUCGGGCUUUAUAUCGCGCGUCUUUCGUCAAUCAGAGAACUCGAGCGAACAGUACACGGAUUAUGGUGGCACCGAUCUGUUGACAUUCUUUCGCGAUACGCUCAACAAGAAUCCCAAGGAUCGCAAUAUACUGUUGAAAAUCGAAAAGGAUUUGAUGGAGUUUGUCCAGGAUAAAAGUCGUGGCUGUGAGUAUCGAUUUCCGGCAACCUCCUCGUACAAUCGCAUGCUCAUACAUCGCACGGCUGCCUUCUUUGGCAUGGAUCACAAUGUGGACUCGGAUACGCAGCAGUGCGUCAUUGUGGCCGUAACCAAGGGCACUCGCAUACCAGAGAUUCGCUUCAAAUCGCUGGUGCGUGGCGACCAUCGUGAUGAUGCACGCAAGUCAAUUCUGAAGCGAGAUACGCAUAGCUUCGACGAGGUGCGUCAGUCGCCAUAUCUUUGCCCGGAACGUGUGAUGCUCGAUCGCAAGGCCAAGAGCUUUGAGGAGCGCGAAGAGGAUUAUGAUCGUGCGCGUAGUCGCAUCUUCAAUCGCACCGCACAACAGGAUGGCUAUGGCAACGAGAUGCCCAAUGAUGAGUGCUAUGGCGGUGGAGGUGGCGGUGGCGGUGGUGGCUGGCACAAUGCAGUCGAACAGCAGCAGCAACAGCAGCAACAACAACCGCCCAGGCCCAAGCGACCCAAUGGCAAAAUGUUGCAAAUGCAGAAUUCCACAGAGUCUCGCGAUGGCGGCGGCAUGCGUUCAGGUGGCGCUGUGCCCAAGUCCCACAACUUUGGCAACUACGGUGGACCUCCAAGUGCAGGCGGACCUGGUGGCGGCAACUCCUUGCCUCGUGGCGAUUCCACCAACUCCAGCAAGAGUGGACGUGGCGGCUUUGCCAAGCAGGACUCAACUGGCAGCACCAGCACACCUUGGCGUCUGUCGCCCUCGAGCAGCGGCUACAAGACACGCACACAAUCCGUGCGCUCCGAUUCCGUAACGCCAUCGCCCACGGGCUACGGCAGCGACAGGCAGACGCCGGAGUUCAGCCAGCAGCCUUCGGUGCAGGCUCAGUCGUCGUCGUCGUCUUCUUCUAACCGGGGAAUGGCUUAUCUGCAGCAACAGCAGGCAGCAGCAGCGGCGGCAACACCAAUUGCAACGGCAGCAACAACGACAACAACAUCAGCGUCCAAUGCCCCAGAGUCGGCAUCAGCAUCGGGACUCGUCUGGGCCGUUACAGACAUUUCGAGUGUGCCAAUUGGCAGCGUCCUCAUUGAUCCGCAAACCCUCCAACCAAUUCUCAAUCCAGACGGCUCCAUUUACCACUACGACCCGUCCAACUUGCCGCCCAACCAGGCGCUGCAACAUCAAUCGGGCAACAAUGGAGGAAGCGGAGGUGGUGGUGGUGGCAACUAUCAGUCAAGUGGCAACUACUAUCGUAAAUCCUCGCCGCAUCAACCGCCGCAGCAGCAGCAACAACAACAACAGCAGCAGCAGCAACAACAGCAAUCGCAUCAGCAGACAGCACAGCAACAAGUCUACAGCAAUGAGUUGUCCUGCAGCUCAACGGAGAGCUAUGCCGAGGAGGUGCAAUCACCGGGCAUGGAAUGCUCCGAAGGCUAUGACAACUACACCACAGACUCACAGCAGCAGCAACAGUUGCAGCCGUCACUCGAUGGCAAGGGCGAUGAAUGUGAUAGCCUGUCCAGUGCCACCGGCUGCCUGAGCAUUACGACCUCGACCUCCACCAAGAACUACGAUCGCAUUGAGGUGCAAAAGUAUAAGAAUCAGGCAACCAGUCCCAAUAUACCCGCCUGUUGUGCUGCCGACAAGGAGCUCGAAGUGGUUGCACAACAACAACAGCAGCAGCAGCAGCAAUUGCAACAGGAACCGGAGCAAGAGACUGUUGUGGUAUCAGCCAGUGGCAGCAGCAGCAACAGCAGCAGCAACAACAGCAGCAGCAGCAACACCUCAGCACCAGUUGAGCUGCCUCAGAGUCAGACACCGUUGCCGGUGGUUGUGCCGCUGGCGCAGAAUUGUGAUGCCCAAUCGCUGUCGCCCAGCAGCACGCCCUACAGUCAGUGCGAUGUGAAGACCGCCAGCCAGAGCCAAGCUCAGGUUGCGGUCGAGGAGCCCAAGACAACCACCUGGUCGUAUGCGUUCCAUACCACAACUACGCCCAAUGACGCUGCGCCCUACUGCGCCACCACAUAUCAGCAAGGACCCGAUGGCAGCAUCUAUGCUGUGCCACAGGGCAUGGUGUAUGCGGCGUAUCCACAGCCAACGGUGAGCAACGCCGCCUCGCAGCCGCUCUUCCAGCUGACGAGCAGCAGCCAGCCAACGCAAGCGCUCUUUGCCUCCCAAGAGGGCGGCGAACUGCCCGGCGGCACCUACAUGAUACCUGUCUUCGAUCCGGCCCAGCAGCAGCGCGAAAGCUUAAUACCCGCCCAGGCCAUCUAUCAGACGCCCGCUGGUCCAGCCACAGCUGUGAUGCCGAUGGCCACCGCCACCGCCUAUCCGACGGCCCAGUUUGCCGCUGCUGCACCAAAUGGUGCGCCUAUCUAUCAGGCGCCAUGGAUAUACUCGAGUGAACCGGCUGGGGCACAGCUGCAACAACUGCCGAUGGCCACAUAUCCAACGAUUGGCUAUCCGUAUCAUCAUUAUUAUCCCAUACCCUACUAUGUACCGCAACAGGCGGUCACUGCGGCGCCGAUGGUGGCCACAGCAGCGGCCGCUCAACCCGGCGGACCAAAUGGUCCCGCCGUCGGUUCGUCAUCGCAGCAGGUUCAGGCCGCUCAGGCGGCGGCCGCACAGCUGAAUCUCGCAACUGCCUCAGCGGCUGGACCGCCAACGGUAGCUGGCGGCCAGCAGGCCACCAAUGGCCACAUUGUCAGCAGCGGCUCCAGUGGCGGCUAUUUGGGUGGCGCACGCGUUAAACGCACACCCGGCGGCGGCUCAAUACACUAUAAUCCCAGCUACCAGGCCGCGACGGCAGCCGGACAUGCUGCGGCUGCAGCGGCGGCGGCAGCUGGACAUCAUCCGGGCGCUGGAUCGGCGCAGAUCAUUAGCACACCCGGUGCUGGGGGCACAACGACAUAUCAUGCGCUGCCCACGCUAACGCUGGCGCAUGGCGGCGCGGGGGCCAACACAGAUCUCAAUGCGGCCGCCGCUGCCGCUGCAGCGGCUGCAGCAGCCGGUGCUCACGUCUAUGCGCUGCCCGCCCAGCAUACCGCAGCGCUGAUACCGACCAACAUCUUCCCCUAUGCGACGGCGGCGCCGGGCCAGCCGGGCGCCCAGCAGGCGGGACCACAUGGCGCUGUGCUGCAGCAGCAGCAACAGGCGCCGCCACCAGCUCCCCACUCGGCGCCGCAUCAUGCGCUCAUCACAGCGGCGCCCUUCUAUUCGGCGGCCAGCAUGGAUGCCACCGCCUCACAGUCGGCCCCCAGCACGCCAGCCGCACCCGGACGUCAGGCGCCGCUCUUCAGCACACCUCCAGCGCCCAAUGGAGGUGGCAAUGGCAGCGGUGGCGUUGGUUCUGGCUUGGGUUCGGCUGCCGGCUAUCACAGCAACAGCUCGACACCGCAUUACUAUCACAGCCAGAGCAGCAACGAGGGCGGCUAUGUGACGCCCUACGAGAAGCGCAACAACCUCGGCGGCAACAACGGCGGCAGUGGCGGGGGCAUGGGUGCUCCAGCUCCCGGUCGCAAACCGUAUCAUCCCGGUGGCUACAAUCCACGGCACUCGGUGCCGCUGAGCGGCAUGCCUGCGGGCGCCAAGACGCCGCUGCUGAACUCCAACAAUGAGCCAACGCCACGCGCCUCGCCCAGCAGCGUCAGCUUGGGCGGACCUGGUGGCCAUGCGACGUCGUCGAGCUACCAUCAUGCUGCGCAUCGUGGACCGCCACCGGCUAUGGGCAAGCGUGACAUGAAGCCUGCCCAGAUGCCGCUGAUCAGCGGUCCACCGCCCAGCUAUGCCACAUCGAGCAGUCCCGCGGGUCAAGGUGGCUACGAGGCAAAGCCUCCGGUGCGCCUUAAUGCUGGCGCUGCCAGUUUUCGCAGCCAGAAAUCGAUGAAUGCCGACUAUCGACGCAGCGUCUCGCAGCGCAAUUCGCCUAGCGCCAAUGGGGCGGGCAAUGGCAACGGGAAUGGCAACAACAGCAGCAGCAGCCAUAGCCAUGAGAGCAGCAACAAUUCGCCCAACAGUAUUGCAGGUGGUGCAGGCGGUGGCAACAACAGCGGCAACAGCAACAACAACAGUGCAGCCAACACACCGAAUGCCAAUGCACCUCCUCCGGCCACCAAUCUGGGCACCCAAUACAUUGUCGUCGAUCAUGCAACGGGCGCCGCUGUGAACACCUCGCCACCAUCGCUGUAUUUGAGCGGUGGCAACAAUGCCGGCGGCGGAGGUGGCGGUGGCGGCGGCAACGGUGCCGGACCGCGCGCCUCGCACAUUCCAGCCCAGCUGCAUCACAAUGCCGGUGCAGCAGCCGCAGCGGCGGCAGCAGCAGCAGCAGCCGGUGCUGGUGGCCAACAGGCGGCCGCAGUGCUCAGCGGAGUUGCCGCUUUGGGUGGCUACAAUCCCAAUGCCGCAUCCGGUGUAUACAUCAAGUAUGGCCAGACAUACUUUGCGCAUCCAUCGGUGACCUUGCCCAACAAUCGACGUUCGCCCUCGAACGACAUUCGGCCACAGAUGGCUCAGGUUACCGGCAUGUAUCCCGCCGCAAUGAUGAUACAAGCACCUCCACGUCAUCCAAGUCGUCAUCCGAAUCCGAACUACAAAGGAUCGCGUCCGCGGUAAAUCUAUCGCCGCUCCCGUGGACAACUAGGAAGGACGCUCACAACACAAAAGCAACAACAAAAACAUAUAAAAAAAAGAUAAAAAGAAAACUACAUACACAUAACGACAUACCUAAGAUAAAUAUAAAUAGCAACCUAAUCUAGUGGAACAUAAUGUAGAUGACAAAAGAAAAACAUAACAAAAAAAAAAAGAAUGGAAGGAAUGGAAAUGAAAAGAAAAGAAGUGUGCAGAAAAAGAACAGAAGCGAGAACACAGAGCAAAAAAUAGAAGGAGCAAAGGGCCGAAGAGCAACAAUAUGAGAGAGAGACACACAGUCAGAGUUGUUGGGCAGAAAAAGUAGCAGAGGAGACUGAGAGGGAAGGGAAGUAGGAGUAGGAGAAAAGUGUGAGCAAAUUGUUAUCUUCCGCAAAGAGUCAGAGAGCAUAUAGCAUAUAGCCCUAGUUAAGAAGUACUGCAUAUUGUGUAGCUACAAACAACAACAACAGCAGCAGAAAGAACAAACAACAACAACAGCAGCAACAUAAACGUAAACGUAAACAAAUAUAAAAACAAUAACAAAACAAACCAAUCAACAAAACCAGUAAAUAGAAAUAAUGCUGUAUAUUUUGUGCCAUUAACAAAUAGUCUUAAAAAGAAAAGCAAAACUAAUUACGAGUACCGAAGAAGCAAUAAUUAAACACAACGACGGAGAACAAAUGACAAUGGACAGAGGACGAUACACGAAUCACUCAAAAGUCGACUGCAAACUAUUAGAAUAUCAUCUAUAUAUACAUAUAUGGGAUAGCGUUAAUUCUGGCAGAUGCAAAACACAAUCGGAAAUUGUUUAUAGAGACUGACGGCAAACCUCAGAAUUGACCGAUAGCUAAGGCAAGACAACCAAAAAGCAGCAGCAGCAGCAGAAUCUCCAGACUUGACGUAUUCAUAAAUCGCAUUCUAAUUAGGGAAACUCUUUACUUCAGUUCCACUCUCAACAAUUUGCUGCUAUUCUAAAAAGAAAAACAAAUGUAUUAUAUUUAAUAUUUAUGGUCUUGCUUUGGUGUGUUUAAUUGAAUGCGUUUUAAUUAUGUUAGAAAUCUCAACCAAAAGCAAAUGUAACUCCAACUGAAAUGACCACAGAAAACGACCCGACACUGGCCGAGAAAGACUGCUGCCAAAUGUGAAAAUACCUAUGGGCAUGGCAUGUACUAUAUUUAAACAUAUUUUGUUUGUGCAAAAUUUGUAAUUCUUGAAGCUCUUCGAGUUGUCUGGCUCCAGAAAUAGAAAUUCUCGAAAUCAACAAUCUGCUGUUCGAAAUGAAACACAAGUUUUGUUAUUAAGUCAAUUUAAUAUUAAACACUAUUAUUAUUAUUAUUAUUAUCAUUAUAGUAAUUAUUGAUUAGUUAUUAUUAUUAUUAUUAUCUUUACAUCGAUCAUUUUGUGAAAUUUAUGAUUUGAAUUUCCUUAUUAUGUUUAUGUUUAUUUCCAUUAUUUGAAUUAGAAUUGAAUUCUUUAUGUUCUUUUUUAAUUUCUGUUCCUUAUGGCAAAGAAGCUGCACUUUAUUUUUCGUUAUGAUUAAUCUUAAGACGAGUAAUAAAUUGAAAUAUACAUAGUAAAGAGAUGGCGCAGAGAAGAGAAGAGACGGCGUGAAGCAGAGAAGUGAGGAAGAGAGCCAAGCAGCUAUACAUUUAUUGUUAAACAAGAUAUUUAGCUUAGCGUAUAAAUUACAUAUGUAUAUGUACCAUUUAAUAUAUAUACCUAUAUAUAUAUAUUUCUCUAAAUAUAUAUAUAUAUAAAUAAUUAUUUAGGCAAGUGAAACGAGAAAAACAAAAUAAAAAUCUUAGUUAAAGUUGCCUUGUUGUAUUUUCGUUUUCAUUUCGCUUUGUUCUCGCUUACUCUUUCGAUUUAGAAUUUUCUAUUUUUAGUUUUGCGCCCUGGCAAGCAACGGAUCGCCUCGCUCUUAAGAGAUCUUAAUUGAGUUGGCGCCCAAGAAUUCCGAUCUGUGACACAAUAACAAGAACAAUCUUUCGUUAUGAUUUGUUAAUAUGCCUUCUGUUUUCUGCUUUCGUACAACGAAUUUGGACUUCAAUACAAUAAAAUCAUUCACUACACUACACCAACAACCCUCAAAACUGUAUGUCUAAAUGUACAUAACAAUAAUUUACAAGCAAAAAAAAGAAAGAAAUACAAAAAUAACUAAGUGAACCUAAACGCGACUAAAGACUUAGCUGAUAAGUAGGUUAGAAGGACUGGGACAGGACUCAACCAUAGACUAUGAUGAUGAUGAUGAUGAUGUGGCGCAAGAUUUGUAAUCAAUAAAUAUUUGCACCGAAUACGUACAGCAAUUAAAAUUGUUAUCGAAGUCGUAUCUAUUCUAUUAUUACCAUGUACUAUUAUUAUUAUCAUUUCGAGCAUUGCAAUUCUUAUGAACUCACUCACUCAUACACCUAAACUAAGUAUAGCUUUCAAAAGUGCGCUAAAUAAUAAUAAUAGUAAUAAUAAUGCUAUAUGCAGCUUACAUAACACACAACAUAAAGUAACAUAUAUCUAAAAUGAAAUACGAUUACGAAACGAGUAUAAAACGUACCAAAUAAGUUUAGAGAAACUGCUCAAAAAAAUGAAAAAGAAAUCAUACAAUUAACAAAACGAUACAGAUCCUGGAGAGAACUUGAGAAAUAUGUAAGCACAAAACGUAUAUUGUACCAGAGAACACUGAAACGCUUUGUUGGCUAGUCCCGAAUACCACAUAGAUAGAGACAGUUAGGAGGUAGCUAGGAGUGUGGAAGAAAGAGUAUGGAUUGAUCGGAAGGAAGGACACGACGUAUCGAACAUUUGCUCCUGUUGUGGAUUUCUUUGUUUGUUGCUCUGUUUGUUAUGAAAAGAUAAAAAUAAUGUUGAGAGUAAUGUUGGGAUCGUUAUACCGUCAGAAGAGAAGCAAAGAGUGGGAAAGAGAGAGAGCGCGAGCAAGCGAGAGCGGGGAUAACAAAAGUCAAGAGAUUAGGCAUAGAAUAUGGGAAAUGAAAAUAAAAAAAACCCUCUCAAGAGGAAAAUAUGUUAUACAAUAUUAUUAUUACAUCAUGAUUAAUCUAAUGGUAAAAUGCAUCGUAAUUAUAGUUAUACAACAACAAAAAUGCGACAUGAAAACAAAAAUCAAGAUCAACAACAGCAACAACCACUCGGAACAACAUAAAAACCGCAUGCAGAAUUACUCGUAAUAACGAUUUAAAAUGAGAUAAAGACAAAA